Suillus plorans is the source of this 558-nucleotide messenger RNA. RefSeq lists its product as uncharacterized. The coding region runs from base 1 to 558 and encodes 185 amino acids. NCBI's taxonomy places the organism in Eukaryota, Fungi, Basidiomycota, Agaricomycetes, Boletales, Suillaceae. The transcript is spliced from 4 exons. The record is from RefSeq and is a predicted model, not a curated record.
AUGCUAUGCGUAUUCUUCCUCAUCACCAUGCAGAAGAUGCUGCGACCGUUGUUCUCUGUUACCAGGACCUCCCCCAAGGCGAACCCCCGUAAUGCGCGCGGUUCGCAAAAUGCGUCCGCGCUGCAAUCACUGCAAGGACAUAAAAAGGAUUUGCCGAGGACGAACGGGCGAAGCGUGCAUCGCAUGUCAACAGCUGUGCAGUUAUGCGUUAAUACAACAGUUCGAAUUAAUGCGGAAGAACAAGCCGUUGCCGAGUCUGAAUAUUAUGACUCCUCCGAUGCCAAUGCAUCUGGGACGGAGUCCGAAUCUUCUGCUCCUCCGAUGACAACGCAUCCGACACCGGUUUUAGAUCACAAGCCUUCUAACUGGGUCGACAAGCCGAAUAGGACGAAACGCGGACGAACAGAUGACGACGAUGAAGUGAUCGUCUUAGAUCGCAGGCCAGACGAUUGGAUAGAUAAGAUGCCGGGUCGGAUUAAAACGGAGUCGGCUUGGCUAGAGGAAGAGAUGAAGGACGUCCAGAAGCAUAUACACUCAGGAGAUGCGCGAGUAUUAUAG